AUGCCACGACCGGGCAAGAACUCGUACAGUGACCAGAAACCUCCAUACUCAUACAUCUCCCUGACCGCCAUGGCAAUCCAGAACUCAUCAGAGAAGAUGCUCCCCCUCAGUGACAUCUACAAAUUCAUCAUGGACCGCUUCCCUUACUACCGUGAGAACACACAGCGCUGGCAGAACUCUCUUCGCCACAACCUCUCCUUCAACGACUGCUUCAUCAAGAUCCCACGACGCCCAGACCAGCCGGGCAAAGGCAGCUUCUGGGCACUUCACCCAGACUGUGGCGACAUGUUCGAAAAUGGAAGCUUUCUGCGCCGCCGCAAGCGCUUCAAGGUCCUCCGGAUGGAGCACGCUGCUUGCAAGAGUGCUCCUAUUCUGCACCCGUAUCACCCUCACGCCCAGCAUCAUCACCCACAUCAUGCUCACCAGCAUGCAGGAAAGUUCAGCAUGGGACACCCUGAUUACCUGGGCACCAUGGGACGACUCUCACAUUUCCAGAGCUAUGCCCUGGGGGGUGGACAGACCGGAGGUUUCAAGCAUCCCUUUGCUAUUGAGAGCCUGAUCGGACGAGACUACAAGGGUGUGAUGGCAGGUGGGCUUCCUAUAGCUUCUGUCAUGCAUCACCUGGGCUACUCAGUGCCUGGAGUGGUCAACUCUGUCUGGCCGCAUGUAGGUGUCCUGUCUGAGGCAACGCCUGUGUCAUCUGAGUACCCACCGUUUGGGGUGACAGUCAAGGGGUUGUAUCAUCAUUCAGGUAGUCCUACUAUGCCAGCCGUGCCUGUUCCUAUCAAGCCCACCCCAACAUUAGGUGCCAUGCCUUCUUUGACAGGCCUGGCAUCUGGAACGGCUCAGUUGUGCAGCAGAAUGGACAGAGAAGUGACAGAUCUGAUGGAGGACAAAAACGGAGGACUUCACGCAUCUCUUCUUUAGUUUUGAAAUACAGGAUAAAGGCAGCCGUGUCAUGACGGUAUG
Molecule: messenger RNA, 969 nt
Organism: Trichomycterus rosablanca
Lineage: Eukaryota; Metazoa; Chordata; Actinopteri; Siluriformes; Trichomycteridae
Gene: foxb2
Product: forkhead box B2
Exons: 1
Coding region: 1-927 (308 amino acids)
Biological process (GO): regulation of transcription by RNA polymerase II; anatomical structure morphogenesis; cell differentiation
Molecular function (GO): DNA-binding transcription factor activity, RNA polymerase II-specific; RNA polymerase II cis-regulatory region sequence-specific DNA binding
Source: RefSeq, a predicted model, not a curated record